GGGUGACGCGAUGAGCUCGUUUUCUUUUAAGCUUGCCUGUUGCAGCUCCCAGCGAGUGGCUGUGCGGAUCCGAGACGAUGUGUUGUAUGGAGUGAGUGAGUGAGUGAGUGUGAGAGAGAGAGAGAGAAACUGUGGCUCUCUCUCUCUCUCUCUCUCUCUCACUGACUGACUGACUGCUUCUGCUCCCUUCUCCCUCUCUCUCUCUCCUUCCCCCUUUCUGAGUCUGUGUCUCACUUUUUUUCCCCCCUCUCUCUCUCUCCUUAUUUACCCGCUCCGCCAGCCCGAAGCCCCGACGUAGUUUGCAUGAAAACGCCGCCCGGCCGCCGCGCAGCCACCUUGGAAGGAGUUGGGGAUCUGUCGGGCUAACUCUGACCAGCAUGCCGCGAAGGAAGCAGCAAGCGCCCCGGCGCUCCGCAGAGUGCAGUUUCAUGGGUGACUCCAACAGUGAUUGUUGGAUGGUGAUAAAGAGCUGGAGGUUUUACCAAUUUUACCAGCUAAACCAGCAGGGCUGUAGCCCACUGCAGACCAUUUUCCUUCUUCAUGGCCAAGAUCAGCCUACAUUUCAGACGAAUUGAAGGCAGCAGUAUUAGGGGACGAAGAAACUGAAGCCAAUGAGUCUGGAGCUGAUGGAGAAUCAUCUUCAAAGUACACAUGCAACGAACAGGAAUUUAACAAGGAAUCGCCUAGCUACCAGGACUCUCCAGCUGCUGAAUUUUCUGGCCAGGAGAUGGACAGCACCUCUCAUGUCAGUGAAACCAGUGAUCGAUUGGCUGACUUUGAGAACAACUCUAUAAAGAAUGAAGAUGAAGGCAAGGAGGUUGGUGGCCUUCCCGAGGAAGGAGUACAGGACAGUUUAGAACAAAUGAAAGCAAUAUACAACAACAUACUAUCAAAUUCCUACUGGUCAUCUCUGAGUUUGGGCUUGAACCAGCCAAGUGAGCCAGCAACAAAUGGCGGCAGCAGUAGUAGUAGUAGCAGUAGUAGUAGCAGCAGCAGUUGUGGAAGUGGGAGCUUUGACUGGCAUCAGUCUGCCAUGUCAAAGACAUUGCAGCAAGUCUCUCAGACCAAGAUGAUUCAGGAGCCAAGCCUCUUCAGCACAGUACAAUUGUACAGGCAAAGCAGUAAGCUCUAUGGGUCCAUAUUUACAGGGGCAAGCAAAUUCCGCUGUAAAGACUGCAGUGCUGCUUAUGACUCCUUGGUGGAGUUGACUGUGCACAUGAAUGAAACUGGACACUAUCGAGAUGAAAAUAAUGAAACUGACAAUAACAAUCCUAAAAAAUGGUCCAAGCCUCGCAAACGUUCUUUACUGGAGAUGGAGGGAAAGGAGGAUGCUCAAAAGGUGCUAAAGUGUAUGUACUGUGGCCAUUCAUUUGAGUCCCUUCAAGACUUAAGUGUCCACAUGAUCAAAACAAAACACUAUCAGAAAGUGCCUCUGAAGGAACCUGUAGCACCAAUCUCCACAAAGGUCCUCCCCUCCACCAGAAAAAGGGCGAUGCUUGAGCUUGAGCUGCCAAGUUCUCCAGAUUCCCCAGGCGGUACGCCAAAAACUUCUCUCUCUGACACAAGUGAUGCAGUACAGAAGUCCUCAAACCCUUAUGUCACACCAAAUAAUCGCUAUGGACACCAGAACGGCGCCAGCUAUGCCUGGCAGUUUGAGGCGAGAAAGUCUCAAAUCCUCAAGUGUAUGGAGUGUGGGAGUUCACACGACACGUUGCAGGAACUGACUACACAUAUGAUGGUCACUGGACAUUUUGUAAAAGUGACCAAUUCUGCAAUCAAGAAGGGGAAGCAGAUUGUUGAGGCACCCCAGACUCCAACACCAACACCCGUGUCAGCCAUCUUAGAAGAUAAAGUACAAUCUGUUCCCCUAGCUGCAAGCGCUUUCACGUCAUCAUUAAGUACCCCGGCCAGCGUUUCACCAAAAUUAAAUAUUGAAGUGAAAAGGGAAGUAGAAAAACAAAUUGAAAGUGAUGAGGACAAAGUGAAAGAAAAAGAUAAAAGCUGUGAUGAUGAUGAAAAGUAUGACAUAUCCUCAAAGUAUCAGUAUCUGACUGAAGAAGAUCUGGAAGAAAAUCCUAAAGGAGGCCUAGACAUCCUAAAAUCUCUAGAAAACACAGUGACCUCUGCUAUUAAUAAAGCUCAGAAUGGGACUCCAAGUUGGAGUGGCUAUCCUAGCAUUCAUGCAGCAUAUCAGCUUCCUAGCAUAAUGAAGUUACCAUUUGGUUCAUCAGGGAAGAAUACACAAUUGAAGUCUGCACAUAGCAACAUUGAUAGUAUGGCAUCUCCAAAGAGCCAACCACUAGUUUCACCACCUAGUAGCCAGAGUUCCCCUGUACCCAAGAACAAUUUCCACGCUAUGGAAGAGCUAGUGAAGAAAGUCACAGAGAAGGUAACCAAAAGUGAAGAAAAAACUAAAGAUUCAGAAAACAAGUUAUCUCGACUGAAGCAUGAAACACCUUCUCCAUGUGAUAGUGAAGCAGGAGAGGAACAAAAAAGCGAAGUUUCAAAAGACCCCAGUCCUAAAAGCCACGACAAUAUUUCCAACCACCAGAAAGACCCGUUGAAAGAGAACACAGCCAAGGAUCAUUUAGAGAAUGGCACAGAGGCCUUAAAACUCACUACAAAUAGUCUGUGCACUAGCACAGCUAUUAUUACAGACCACCCUCCUGAACAACCUUUUGUAAAUCCAUUAAGUGCAUUGCAAUCCGUUAUGAAUGUUCACCUAGGGAAAGCGGCUAAACCUGCACUGCCUACCCUGGACCCCAUGAGCAUGCUUUACAAAAUGAGUAACAGCUUGGCAGAAAAGGCUGCUGUGGCCACACCAAUUUUGCCAGCCAAAAAACCAGAAUCCAUAGAUCGUUAUUACUAUCAUGUCAGCAGUGACCAGCCCAUUGAUUUGACGAAAGCCAAGAGUGACAAAAGUGGUUCUUUGGGUUCAGUGCUUUUGUCAUCCAUAUCCCCGUCGUCAACAUCUUCUUCAUCCACUGUGACAACAGCAAAGACAUCUGCAGUCGUGUCAUUCAUGUCAAACUCGCCGCUACGCGAGAAUGCCUUGUCAGAUAUAUCCGAUAUGCUGAAAAACCUGACAGGAAGUCACACAUCAAAAUCUUCUACACCUACAAGCAUUUCAGACAAAUCCGAGGUGGACGGUAGCACUAUGGAGGAGCCAGAGGAGAUUUCUCCAGCUCAGAAACGUAAAGGCCGGCAGUCAAACUGGAACCCACAGCAUUUGCUCAUACUGCAGGCGCAGUUUGCAGCCAGCCUGAGACAAACCACUGAUGGGAAAUUCAUUAUGUCGGACCUCAGCCCACAGGAGAGAAUGCACAUCUCAAGGUUUACAGGGCUCUCCAUGACAACAAUCAGCCACUGGUUAGCCAAUGUCAAGUACCAGCUUCGAAGGACAGGUGGAACAAAAUUUCUUAAAAACUUGGACUCUGGUCAUCCAGUGUUUUUUUGUAAUGAUUGUGCAUCACAGAUCAGAACUCCUUCAACCUACAUUAGUCACUUAGAAUCACAUUUAGGCUUCAGGUUACGAGACUUAUCAAAACUUUCUAGUGAACAAAUAAGCAACCAGAUAACACACGCAAAACUGCCCUCCGAAAAAUCGGUGUUGCCAUCUCAAGACGAUGAGGCUGGGACAACGUUCCAGUGCAAACUUUGUAAUCGGACUUUUGCCAGUAAACAUGCAGUUAAACUGCAUCUCAGUAAAACUCACGGCAAAUCACCAGAGGACCACCUUCUGUAUGUUAUAGAGCUAGAGAAACAGUAGCAUUUACUUUAGUAGCUUGACUAUUGCUUUGAGGACAAAUCUGAAAGAAGCCUUAAAGCUACUGUAACAACUCUUGGCACAUGUUCUUCAUUUACUGCAGAGUAGCACUCUGAUCUGAACUCUUUUAUAUAACUGUACAGUGUUUUAAUGGAAGCACGUAAUCAGCUGUUGUUACUGGCUGAUUACAAGGGUAAAAAUGGUAAGUGUUUGGAAUUUUGUGUAAAUUGGAUUUAGUUGCUGUGUAUCGCUCAGAUGCAUUAAACUGCAUGCGUAAUGGACAAUUUAGUUAAGCAUUUAAUACUGAACCUGGUGCACUUUCUCAUGUGAAUUAAGUGUGCUGGCAUUUCUCAGCCUUUAACCUUUAACCCUCUGAGCACUGCUGAAGCACUUCUGCAUUAAGUUGCAAAAACAAAUUGGCAGCAUUCUUAUUUUUCAGAUCACUGACUGAAAGCCAUUAUUAAAAUAAUGAUCUGCAGCUGUCUUUAUUCAAUUCCAUUGUCAUGAUAUUUGUGCAGAUGAUUUUGCACAAUAUAAUUUUCAGAUGUAUUAUUUAAUGGAAUUAACUACUAUUUACAGAGCUAAAAUGAAUAGUCAAUGCUCAAAGGGUUAAUAAAAUUAGAAAGAAAAACACUUGUACUGUAUUUCUUCAACAAUAAUAUACAAAAUUCUUUCAAAGGGUUUAUGCUAUGAGAUCCUGCUACAAAUGUAAAAAGGCAUUCCAUGAUGUAACCUCCUUUACUUAUUUAUGAGCACUCUCACUUGUUAUUUUAAUGAUCAUCAUGUGUAGAAUGCCUUUGAUUGGUAAGUUUUGUUCUGCCUAAUUAUUCUCCCAUGAUUCCCCACUGCACCUUUAUUUUUUGGCAUAUAAAAGGUAACCCAUGGUUACCAGCACACUGAGUGAGUCUGUUCAUCUCCAUUUUUCAGUUAAUUUGCACAAAUAACUGACAGCUGACACCAUACGAGAAUAUAUGUAUAAAAUAGACAUGUAAACAGCAUCGAUACUGUACUGCACUCUGUGCCCUGUCUUGUUGCUGGAAAUAGAACACCAUUAUGGCUGUUCAUAUAACUUUUUUUUUCCCUUCUGCAACAUUAAAACAUUUUACAAUGAUUUUGUGUUGCUUCCACACAAUUGUCUACAUAUGAGGUGCAACAGGUAAUGAACCCAUUUACACUGAAGGUUACAUGUUCCUGGCUGGAGCUUGAGUGGGUUUAUGGUCCUGUCAGGCAAGGGUUUUGGUUAAAGUAUUAUAAGUCAGAUAACUGCAGCACUUACAGAGAGAUACUUUAGGGGUUAGCACCUUUCACAAGGCCUUAAUUCACAGGUGCGCAUUGAGACCUAGCUGUAACCCCACCCAAGCACUGGCUUGUUCCGACACAUUGUAUAUCUUCCAGCCGCCACAUUUACACAGUAUCUUAAAAUAACAUUUGUGAUAAGUGUGCAAUUUACCUAAUUUAUGGCACUAUGAUGUGCUCAGGGCUACGUUGAAGAUGAAAAUCUUAAAUGGAGCUUGAACAGUGCACUUCACAACAAGAAAUCAAUAUGCCAUGGCUUUAGAGAGCUAUCUGCUAAAGUGAAAUUAGCAGAAGCCAACUACUAAGGAGCAUAGCCCCAAAUCUGUGACCACAGAGUGGUUAUAGUAAACCAAAGUAUAACUUAAUAAAGGAUUGGUAUCUAACAAACAAGACUACCAACAUUUGUGCAUGAAAUCUCAAUUUUUGUAAUAUUAUGUCCUGUACAUAUUGAUCUCAAAGCUUUUGACUGCGGUCCCAGCCAGCUAUCUCUCUUGCAGGCACCACACAAGCUGUAGAUGACAGGGAAGGGGGCCAUGAAUUAUGUUAGAAAAUUGGGCAUUAUAUAAAAAAAAAGUCCACAUUACCCAGCAAGCUUGACUGUGAUAUAAACAAAACAUUUAAUGAAUGGUUCCUCAUUGAGAAACCACGAAGGAGACUAAAACAUCGGGCUCACUUUUAUCAAUAUUCCCCCUUUUUUUGUAUGUGAUAUGUUUUGCUCAAGAAGCAUCAAUGUGUCUGAGAUUUUUUCCCCUUUUCCCCUUUAACAGAAACACUGUACAUACUGGGCAGCUUUCACAAUCAGCUUAACCCUUACAGUGCUAUUCACAGCAUUCGUUGGGACAGCGAUAUGGAACUCCUGCCUAUACAGCAGGGGCAAGAAUUAAACAUUCAAUCCCAUUUUGUAUUUGAUGGACUUUAAAUGGAUUUCUAAUUGUCAUCUGCUUUCCAUGUUUGAAUACAAUGGAUAUAUGUACUGUG
Messenger RNA from Rhincodon typus (whale shark), 6040 nucleotides. It is a transcript of the gene tshz3b, whose product is annotated as teashirt zinc finger homeobox 3b. Gene Ontology annotation, molecular function: DNA-binding transcription factor activity, RNA polymerase II-specific; DNA binding. The coding region runs from base 728 to 3769 and encodes 1013 amino acids. The record is from RefSeq and is a predicted model, not a curated record. NCBI's taxonomy places the organism in Eukaryota, Metazoa, Chordata, Chondrichthyes, Orectolobiformes, Rhincodontidae. Gene Ontology annotation, biological process: regulation of transcription by RNA polymerase II. The transcript has 3 exons. Gene Ontology annotation, cellular component: nucleus.